This is a messenger RNA of Gryllus bimaculatus (two-spotted cricket), 868 nucleotides long. The record is from the annotation of a GenBank genome assembly. NCBI's taxonomy places the organism in Eukaryota, Metazoa, Arthropoda, Insecta, Orthoptera, Gryllidae.
CGCCACCGCCGCCGCCGCCAUGGUCACGUCUCUCCUCCGGCCGCUGGGUGCCCUGUUGGGAGUGGGGCUGCUGCUGGUGGCGCUCGCGCCGCCCGCCGCCGCCGCGCCCCGCAAGCUGCCCAGCUACCUGCACGUGUGCAAGCGCGGGGACCCGCAGCUGGAGCAGUGCGUGCUGACGGCGAUGGAGAAGAUCCGGCCGAAGCUGCUGUCGGGUAUCCCGGAGCUGAACGUGCCGUCCAUAGAGCCGCUCGUCAUCCCGGAGCUGGUCAUCCGGCCGUCGCCGCGCUUCCAGGCCGUGGGCAAGGACGUGCAAGUGUUCGGCGGCAGCAACUUCAAGGUCACGCGGCUCAGGAUCGAGGUGAACGCCACCGCGCUGAGCUUCGUGGCGGGCCUGUCGGUGCCGCACCUCAGCUUCGUCAGCGACUACCAGGUCGACGGCCAGAUCCUGGUGCUGCCCAUCAAGGGCCGCGGGCAGCUCACCGCCAACGUCAGUGAUGUCUCAGGUUCUCUUCACCUGCUCGGCAAAAUCGUGAAAAGAAAAGGCGCGGAGUACCUGCAGUUCGUGGAAGGAGAGUUCAGAUUGGAGUUGCUCUCUCCAGUGAAGAUUCAUCUGGACAACCUCUUCAACGGCGACAAAGCUCUAGGGAAAAUAAGACUGACAAUUCAAAUUAUGGAUUCGAAGUCAACAAAAGAAUGGAGUAAAGAGUAUUCAUGGUUGCUAAUGACCAAGAAGUUGAAAAUAUUUUUGAAAGAAGAAAAUCUUAUUACAACCAAUAAAAUAAAAAAAAUCGAUAUUAUGAGUUUCAAGAAUCUAUUUUUCCGCUUAUUGCCUGUUAUAUUACAAUUAAAACAAAAUUAUGUAUUUUAA